This is a messenger RNA of Talaromyces proteolyticus, 1749 nucleotides long. Its product is annotated as putative xylose transporter. The record is from RefSeq and is a predicted model, not a curated record. Gene Ontology annotation, biological process: transmembrane transport; carbohydrate transport. NCBI's taxonomy places the organism in Eukaryota, Fungi, Ascomycota, Eurotiomycetes, Eurotiales, Trichocomaceae. The coding region runs from base 1 to 1749 and encodes 582 amino acids. The transcript is spliced from 3 exons. Gene Ontology annotation, molecular function: carbohydrate:proton symporter activity. Gene Ontology annotation, cellular component: membrane.
AUGAUGCAGCUGGCCGCGAUUCUUGACAGGUUACCGCUUCGAAAGCCAGUCGGGGUGCCUGGCUCGGCUAUUCCCGCCAUUCUAGUUGGGCUUUUCGUUUCUUUGGGAGGAGUUCUUUUCGGAUAUGACACCGGCAACAUCAAUGGCAUCGUUGCGAUGCAGCAAUGGAAAAACCAUUACUCGACCGGCUACACCAACGCGACAACUGGAAAACCCGACAUCACCGCCUCACAAAAGGCUUUGGUAGUGUCUAUUCUCUCUGCCGGUACUUUCUUUGGCGCUCUGAUCGCCGCCCCAGCCGCUGAUAAGAUUGGCCGUCGAUGGGGGCUCAUUGCCUCGUGCAACGUCUUUAUUGUAGGUGUUGUACUGCAGGUCGCUUCUGAGUCCAUGGCGUUGUUCGUUGUCGGUCGGGCUGUGGCUGGCUUUGGCGUUGGGAUGCUAUCGACACUGAUUCCACUCUACCAAUCCGAAACAGCUCCGAAAUGGAUUCGUGGUUUCAUCAUAGGCGCAUAUCAACUCUCAAUAACUAUCGGCCUACUUCUUGCCGCGAUUGUGGACAAUGCAACCAAGAACCGGGCCGAUUCAGGCUCAUAUCGCAUUCCCCUUAGUGUCCAAGUGGGUUGGUCCCUGGGCCUCAUUCUCGGGAUGCUGGCUCUUCCAGAAACGCCACGAUAUCUCAUCAAGCGCAACCGACCACAAGCCGCCGCCCGAUCUUUGGCCAAACUUCGGAGACUCCCUUUGAACAGUCCUCAUUUGGCUGAAAUUGCAGAAAUAGCCCAACACCAUGAACGCGAGCUUAACCUAGGCGGCACGUCUUAUCUCGACUGCUUUAAAGGGAAUAUCGGCAAGCGUCUGCUGACCGGCUGUCUUCUCCAAGCACUGCAACAACUGACAGGAGUAAAUUUUAUUUUCUACUACUCAUCGUCUUUCUUUGAAAACAAUGACAUGGGUAACGCAUUCACUGUUACUCUUCUGACAAAUAUUGUGAACGUUGUGUCAACAAUUCCCGGUUUAUGGAUGGUAGAAAAAUGGGGACGCCGACCACUGCUGCUAUUUGGUGCCAUCGGUAUGGCCAUUUCACAAAUCAUCGUCGCUACUAUUGGCACAACCUUGUCUGGUCGCGAUUCCGCCGAUAAAGCAUCACUGGCAUUUGUAUGCAUAUACAUCUUCUUCUUCGCUUGCUCCUGGGGCCCAACGGUUUGGGUAGUUCCUGGAGAAAUUUUCACCUUGAAGAUCCGCGCCAAAGCCAUGUCUAUCUCAACUGCUACCAACUGGCUAGUAAAUUGGGGCCUGGCAUACGCGAUACCGUACAUGAUCGAUUCCGGCAAAGGUAAUCUCAAUCUCCAAUCAAAAAUCUUUUAUAUCUGGGCUGGCUGCUGUGCGGUAGCAUGUGUUGUAGUUUGGUCUCUCGUCUACGAAACGAAGGGUCUGUCUCUUGAGCAAGUUGACGAGCUCUAUGGUUCCAUCAACAAGGCGUGGAAUUCGCAUUAUUUUGUCCCAGAGCCACCAUCACACGCCGUGCGGCCGCGCCCCUGGUCCGGAAGGAGUCGAUAUAGUGAACAAAAGUCUCCCACUCCGACUUAUCAAUGCCAUAUCGAAGCAGUCAACUCACCCCGCGAUAAUGCCGAUGAUGACGAUGAUUUCGAAGGCAAAGUUGAGCGUCAGCCACGAUCUCCGCAAUCGCAUUCAAGCACAGGGACGUUUUACUUUGAUUUUGACCGUCCGGCUCGCACCCAGCCAUUCACCUGA